UGUUUGGGGGCGUGGUUUGAGAGUUCUGACCCUCUGACCUUCGAUGCUUGGUCUUCGGUUUGGGAGGCGUUGGUAGGGACGCGGAUGGCGCUUCCCGCUAUUGACCGGUGCCUCCAAGUGAGUGGCAGGCGCCCGGUUGACUGCGACCCCUGCCGGUGCACUGAGCUCAAUCAAGAAAAUCAGCUGCUGCAUAAAAAGCUGAGGCAUGCUCGCUUAAAGAACAAGGAGCUGGAGUUUAACGUGGCAAAGGUUCAUGAAGAGCUUAAGGAGCAAAAGAAGGUACUGCCUGCCUGUGUUGCUCGGAGAAAUGUGGCAGUUCAAACGGAAAAUCGCUUAUACCCGAAAGGUGAUGGGAUUCACCACAAGGAACAGGAACUGAUGAAGGAAAACACUAGGGUACUCCAGUUGUAUAAUAAUCUGAAGAAAAGGUACAAUAAGGAAGUCAAAACAAACCAAAGAGAAAAUGAAACUAUUGCAACACUGUGUGCAAAAAUUAAUGGUCUGGAACAAGAACUUCAUUUAGCAAAUCAAAAAGUAAAGGUGUUGGAAAAUAAAAAGAUGCCACGAAAGGAGAAAACUGUUCCACUGCAGAGAAAAAUAUCACCUCACAAAUGCAUGUGCAAAAAGAAGGGGAGCUGCUCCUGCAAAUAUUUAGAUCAAUUGCUUUUUGAGAUUCAGCGUCUGAAGAUGGAAAAUGACACAAUAUCUGAAGAAAGGAGAAUGUUGAGAAAUGAGCUUGCGGCUUUAGACAAGGAUUUUUUUGAUGAAAUAGAAGAUUUAAAAUUUGCUCUUCAAGAAGCCAUAAAACUGAAUACUCAAUAUGAGAAAUGUUUGAAACAAGUAAGCGAAACCUACGGAAUCACUCUUACAUCAACUCCAACACCUGGUAAUCGCCGUAUGGGUUUAUAGAAAUGAAGAAUUCAACCAAGAUUGUGUACACCUAUAAAAUUAAUUAGCUUAUUUGAAUAAGCUUUUUUCAAUAAAAUCGUGACUUGGAGUAAA
Messenger RNA from Sceloporus undulatus (fence lizard), 1002 nucleotides. RefSeq lists its product as uncharacterized. The transcript is spliced from 7 exons. The record is from RefSeq and is a predicted model, not a curated record. NCBI's taxonomy places the organism in Eukaryota, Metazoa, Chordata, Lepidosauria, Squamata, Phrynosomatidae. Bases 85 to 909 code for a protein of 274 amino acids.